GCUCUGUUGCCACUGCGUGUCGUGAUCCAGGCGUUCCCAUGAAUGGAACUCGAAAUGGGGAUGGACGAGAACCUGGGGACACCGUUGUUUUUCAAUGUGACCCAGGCUAUGAGCUUCAAGGAGAGGAAAGAAUAACCUGCAUUCAGGUAGAAAAUCGAUACUUCUGGCAGCCCAGCCCACCAGUCUGUAUAGCACCCUGUGGAGGCAAUUUAACAGGAUCUUCAGGCUUUAUUCUUUCACCAAACUUCCCUCACCCAUAUCCCCACAGCAGGGACUGUGAUUGGACCAUCACUGUCAACACAGACUACGUAAUCUCCUUGGCAUUUAUCAGUUUUAGCAUAGAACCAAACUAUGACUUCCUCUAUAUAUAUGACGGACCAGAUAGUAAUAGCCCACUGAUUGGAAGUUUUCAAGAUAGCAAAUUACCAGAGAGAAUAGAAAGCAGCUCAAAUACCAUGCAUUUGGCUUUUCGGAGUGAUGGAUCUGUUAGUUACACUGGAUUCCAUUUAGAAUAUAAAGCAAAACUCCGAGAGUCCUGCUUUGAUCCAGGCAAUAUAAUGAAUGGCACCAGACUUGGAAUGGAUUAUAAAUUAGGGUCAACUGUCACCUAUUACUGUGAUGCUGGGUACGUUCUUCAAGGUUAUUCGACACUCACUUGUAUCAUGGGAGACGAUGGAAGACCUGGAUGGAAUAGAGCCUUACCAAGUUGUCAUGCACCAUGUGGAAGUCGUUCAACGGGUUCAGAAGGCACUGUUCUAUCACCAAACUAUCCAAAAAAUUACAGUGUGGGACAUAAUUGUGUUUAUUCUAUAGCAGUCCCCAAGGAAUUUGUGGUGUUUGGCCAGUUUGUAUUUUUCCAGACAUCACUCCACGAUGUUGUUGAGGUGUAUGAUGGGCCAACUCAGCAAUCUGCUCUGUUAUCUUCCCUCUCAGGAUCCCACUCAGGAGAAUCACUUCCACUGAGUUCAGGUAAUCAGAUCACAAUUCGAUUUACUUCAGUUGGACCAAUAACAGCUAAGGGAUUUCACUUUGUUUAUCAAGCUGUUCCUAGAACAAGUUCCACACAGUGCAGUUCUGUGCCCGAACCAAGAUUUGGAAGAAGGAUUGGCAAUGAAUUUGCAGUCGGUUCAUUGGUUCUUUUUGAAUGUAAUCCAGGAUAUAUUCUCCGUGGAUCCAUUGCAAUUAGGUGUGAUACAGUGCCCAAUUCUUUGGCCCAAUGGAAUGAUUCCUUACCUACCUGUAUUGUUCCCUGUGGUGGAAUUUUAACUAAGCGCAAAGGGACAAUUUUAUCUCCUGGAUAUCCUGAGCCUUAUGACAACAAUCUGAAUUGUGUAUGGAAGAUCACAGUGCCAGAGGGAGCAGGCAUUCAAGUACAAGUUGUCAGCUUUGCUACAGAACAUAACUGGGAUUCCCUGGACUUUUAUGAUGGGGGAGAUAACAAUGCUCCAAGACUUGGAAGUUAUUCAGGAACAACAAUACCCCAUCUUUUGAAUAGUACGUCUAACAAUCUGUAUUUAAAUUUUCAAUCAGACAUCAGUGUUUCUGCUGCAGGUUUUCACCUUGAAUACACAGCAAUUGGUUUGGAUUCUUGUCCUGAACCACAAACUCCUAGCAGUGGAAUUAAAAUUGGAGACAGAUACAUGGUUGGUGAUGUGGUAUCCUUUCAGUGCGAUCAAGGCUACUCUCUUCAGGGUCAUUCGCACAUUACAUGUAUGCCUGGACCUGUAAGAAGAUGGAAUUACCCAAUUCCAAUUUGUUUGGCUCAGUGCGGUGGUGCUAUGUCAGAUUUCAGUGGUGUGAUCCUCAGCCCUGGGUUUCCUGGAAACUACCCCAGCAGUUUAGAUUGCACAUGGACAAUAAAGCUGCCCAUAGGUUUUGGUGUACAUCUCCAGUUUGUAAAUUUUUCUACAGAAACCAUACAUGAUUACUUGGAAGUAAGAAGUGGAUCCUCCGAAACUAGUACUGUUAUUGGCCGGCUUAGUGGUCCUCAGAUACCAUCUUCCUUAUUCAGCACGACCCAUGAAACCAGCCUGUAUUUUCACAGUGACUAUUCACAAAACAAACAAGGGUUCCACAUUGUAUACCAAGCCUAUCAGCUACAAAGCUGUCCUGAUCCACGCCCGUUUCGAAAUGGCUUUGUCAUUGGCAGUGAUUUUACUGUGGGUCAAACCGUUUCAUUUGAAUGUUUCCCUGGAUACACACUAAUUGGAAAUUCAGCUCUCACUUGCCUUCAUGGAGUGAGUCGAAAUUGGAAUCAUCCACUUCCAAGGUGUGAAGCUCUUUGUGGAGGGAAUAUAACUGCAAUGAAUGGUACCAUUUACUCUCCUGGGUAUCCUGAUGAAUAUCCCAACUUCCAAGACUGUUUUUGGCUUGUACGAGUAGCCCCUGGGAAUGGAAUCUACAUUAAUUUCACUGUCCUUCAAACAGAACCAAUCUAUGAUUUUAUUACUGUAUGGGAUGGGCCAGAUCAAAACUCACCUCAGAUUGGGCAAUUCAGUGGCAAUACUGCGUUGGAAUCAGUCUAUAGCACUUCAAAUCAGAUUCUAAUCAAAUUCCACAGUGAUUUUACAACAAGUGGCUUUUUUGUUCUCAGCUAUCAUGCCUAUCAGCUAAGAGUGUGCCAACCUCCACCACCUGUACCCAAUGCUGAAAUUUUGACAGAAGAUGAUGAAUUUGAAAUAGGUGACAUUAUUAGGUACCAGUGUCUUCCAGGAUUUACUUUGGUCGGUAAUGCAAUCCUGACAUGCAGAUUAGGAGAACGGCUCCAGAUGGAUGGGGCACCUCCAGUUUGUCAAGUUCUCUGUCCUGCCAAUGAAUUACGGCUGGAUUCCACGGGAGUCAUAUUGAGUCCUGGAUAUCCUGACAGUUACCCAAAUCUGCAAAUGUGUGCCUGGAGCAUUUCAGUAGAAAAGGGAUAUAACAUCAGCAUGUUUGUAGAAUUCUUCCAGACAGAGAAGGAAUUUGAUGUUCUUCAGGUGUAUGAUGGACCAAAUAUUCAAAGUCCAGUGCUUGUUUCCCUCAGUGGAGAUUAUUCAUCUGCUUUUAAUGUAACGAGCAACGGUCAUGAGGUUUUUCUCCAGUGGUCAGCAGAUCAUGGCAAUAACAAAAAAGGCUUCCGGAUAAGAUAUAUCGCUUUCUACUGUAGCACCCCAGAAUCCCCGCCUCACGGAUACAUCAUCAGUCAGACAGGUGGACAACUUAAUAGUGUGGUGCGCUGGGCCUGUGAUCGAGGAUUCCGACUUGUGGGUAAAAGCAGUGCUGUGUGUAGAAGGUCUUCCUAUGGGUAUCAUGCAUGGGAUGCUCCGGUCCCUGCUUGUCAAGCAAUUUCCUGUGGGAUACCUAAAGCUCCAAAAAAUGGAGGAAUACUUACAACAGACUACUUGGUAGGAACACGAGUUACCUAUUUUUGUCAUGAUGGAUAUAGAUUGUCAUCUAAGGAACUUACCACUGCUGUAUGCCAAUCAGAUGGAACUUGGAGCAAUCACAACAAGACCCCUCGCUGUGUUGUUGUUACAUGUCCAAGCAUCAACUCCUUUACCUUGGAACAUGGAAGAUGGCGAAUUGUGAAUGGAUCCCAUUAUGAAUACAAAACCAAGGUAGUUUUCAGCUGUGACCCUGGUUAUCAUGGGCUAGGUCCCGCUUCUAUUGAAUGCCUUCCUAAUGGUACAUGGAGUUGGAGAAAUGAAAGACCCUAUUGCCAAAUUAUUUCCUGUGGAGAACUACCUACACCUCCAAAUGGAAAUAAGAUUGGAACUCAAACUUCAUAUGGCUCCACGGCCAUUUUUACCUGCGAUUCAGGAUUCAUGCUGGUCGGUUCUGCUGUCCGGGAAUGCCUUUCCUCAGGUCUUUGGAGUGGAUCUGAAACCAGAUGCCUAGCGGGUCACUGUGGCAUUCCAGAACUCAUCGUGAAUGGUCAAGUCAUUGGAGAAAAUUACGGUUACAGAGACACUGUUGUUUAUCAGUGUAACCCUGGUUUUCGAUUGAUUGGUUCCUCAGUGAGAAUAUGUCAACAGGACCACAAUUGGUCUGGUCAGCUCCCAUCCUGUGUGCCUGUCAGCUGUGGUCAUCCUGGUAGCCCAAUUUAUGGACGAACAAGUGGAAAUGGAUUCAACUUUAAUGAUGUGGUAACAUUCUCCUGCAAUAUUGGGUACCUUAUGCAAGGGCCAACUAAGGCGCAGUGCCAGGCCAACAGACAAUGGAGCCAUCCUCCACCAAUGUGCAAAGUGGUGAACUGUUCUGAUCCUGGAAUUCCAGCCAAUUCCAAAAGAGAAAGUAAAAUAGAACAUGGAAAUUUCACCUAUGGUACUGUAGUAUUCUAUGACUGCAAUCCAGGAUAUUUCUUGUUUGGGUCUUCAGUUUUGAUAUGUCAGCCAAAUGGACAGUGGGACAAACCUUUACCAGAAUGUAUCAUGAUUGACUGUGGACACCCUGGCGUCCCUCCUAAUGCAGUCCUGUCUGGUGAGAAGUAUACCUUUGGGUCUACUGUUCACUAUUCCUGCACAGGAAAGCGUAUCCUUUUAGGCCAUUCAUCAAGGACAUGCCAAUUAAAUGGCCAUUGGAGUGGAUCACAGCCUCAUUGUUCAGGUGACGCUACUGGUACCUGUGGGGAUCCAGGUACCCCCGGUCACGGUUCUAGACAGGAAAGCGAUUUCAGAACUCAAAGUUCCGUACGUUUUGCUUGUGAUACUGGUUAUGUUCUUCAUGGCUCAGAAGAAAGAACAUGUUUAGCUAAUGGCAGUUGGACUGGAAGGCAGCCAGAAUGCAAAGCUGUACAGUGUGGUAACCCAGGAACAACAGCCAAUGGCAAAGUCUUCCGGAUUGAUGGCUUAACAUUUUCUAGUUCAAUCAUUUAUUCCUGCAUGGAAGGAUAUAUUCUUUCUGGACCUUCAGUUAGACAGUGCACAGCCAAUGGAACGUGGUCUGGAACUUUGCCUAACUGUACAAUAAUUAGUUGUGGAGACCCAGGUAUACCGGCCAAUGGACUGAGAUAUGGAGAUGAUUAUGUGGUUGGACAAAAUGUUUCCUACAUGUGCCAGCCAGGCUAUACGAUGGAAUUGAAUGGUUCCAGAACCAGGACCUGCACAACUAAUGGCACCUGGAGUGGAGUAAUGCCAACCUGUAGAGCUGUUACCUGCCCAACUCCUCCCCAGAUCUCUAAUGGAAGGUUGGAAGGAACACAUUUCGACUGGGGCUUUAGUAUUAGCUACAUCUGUUCUCCAGGCUAUGAACUAUCCUUUCCUGCUGUUCUGACCUGUGUAGGGAAUGGUACCUGGAGUGGGGAAGUACCACAGUGCUUACCAAAGUUUUGUGGUGACCCUGGUAUACCUGCCCAAGGAAAAAGAGAAGGCAAAAGCUUUAUAUACCAGUCAGAGGUUUCAUUCAGCUGCAAUUCUCCUUUCAUACUAGUGGGAUCAAGCACCAGGAUAUGUCAAGCAGAUGGUACUUGGAGUGGUUCGUCACCGCACUGCAUAGAACCAACUCGUACCUCAUGUGAAAAUCCAGGAGUGCCACGGCAUGGGUCUCAGAACAAUACAUUCGGAUUUCAAGUAGGAAAUGUUGUACAGUUUCAUUGCAAAAAAGGACACCUUCUCCAGGGAUCUACAACACGCACUUGCCUUCCUGACCUUACAUGGAGUGGAAUUCAGCCUGAGUGCACACCACACAGCUGUAAACAGCCGGAAACUCCUGCUCACGCGAAUGUAGUAGGCAUGGACCUUCCAUCCCACGGGUAUACGCUCAUUUAUACCUGCCAGACUGGCUUCUUCUUAGCAGGUGGAACAGAACAUAGAGUGUGUAGAUCUGAUAACACCUGGACUGGAAAAGUUCCUGUUUGUGAAGCUGGUUCCAAAAUAUUGGUGAAAGAUCCUAGACCUGCACUAGGAACACCCAGCCCAAAACUAAGUGUUCCUGAUGAUGUGUUUGCUCAAAAUUAUAUAUGGAAAGGCUCUUACAAUUUCAAAGGAAAGAAACAACCCAUGACCUUGACGGUUACGAGUUUUAAUGCUUCCACUGGGAGAGUCAAUGCAACACUCAGCAAUAGCAACAUGGAACUGCUACUUUCAGGCGUAUAUAAAAGCCAGGAAGCUCGCCUAAUGUUACACAUCUAUCUUAUUAAAGUACCAGCUCAUGCUUCUGCAAAGAAAAUGAAGGAGGAAAAUUGGGCCAUGGAUGGCUUUGUUUCUGCUGAGCCUGAUGGAGCUACUUAUGUGUUUCAAGGAUUUAUUCAGGGCAAAGAUUAUGGGCAAUUUGGACUACAAAGACUGGGACUGAAUAUGUCAGAAGGUUUAAAUUCUUCAAAUCAACCUCAUGGUACAAAUAGUAGUUCGGUGGCCAUUGCUAUUCUUGUGCCUUUUUUUGCACUUAUAUUUGCAGGAUUUGGAUUUUAUCUUUAUAAACAAAGGACUGCACCCAAAACACAGUAUACAGGAUGUUCAGUUCAUGAAAAUAACAAUGGCCAAGCAGCGUUUGAAAACCCCAUGUACGACACCAACGCGAAGUCAGUGGAAGGGAAGGCAGUGCGAUUCGAUCCCAACUUGAACACGGUCUGCACAAUGGUAUAACGCGGCAACCCUCGGCCUUCUUCCAGAGCUUGGAAAUUGACACACAAAACAGUGCACAUUAGUUCACUGCUCAACAAAUUAAAGCACACUUUUCAGGACUUGCUGGGUCACCUUUUCCUGAGGAAUGAGAGAGAAGAGUGUUUUUUUCAUAAACUGGUACAUAAUUCUUCUUCAUGGUUACCAUGGAGCGUUUUACAGAAAUCCGGCUGCACUCUGAGAGUGCUUACUCACAGUUUAUUUGCUUUUUUAAAAAAGGAGAUUAUUCUAAAACAUAAACUUAUUUGCAUAUAUUGGAGGAGCAUCCACUCUCAGUAUUUCUGUGCUUUCUAAACUAUAGUAGAGGGACUGGGUUAAAAAAGAAAAAGAUAUAGGGUAGACAAUAAGAGCUAUAUUUACCAGAGUCAGUAGAUCACUGGCUUCUCUUUAACUGUCACGCACUACGUCACACCCAUAAGUGUGUGUUUCACACCGUCCUAUUGGCUCUUUGUUGUUCCGUUGUUGUUUUUCUUAUUUCCAUUGUUAUUUGAGAUUGAGUCAAGCCCUGGAACGUUUCUGAGCUAAUUUAUACCACAGAAGAGAUACAAUUACCCACUCUGAUUUCACUGUUUAUAGUUUUUGUUCUUUAGCAUCAUAUUGCUAUUCUUUUUUUUUUUUUUAGACUGGUUGUCAUAAUUUCUACAAAUGGCAAGAUCAUCAUGCCAUUCUCCCGAUUUUCCUCAUGAUGUUGUUGUAAUCUGUAGUAUUCUGUGAGUCAUGGGUGAGAGCUUAACUUCUUGCCUCAAUCAGUUUUGUCACCCAGAAACCACUUCAGCUGGCAAAAGUUAUCUAUAAUAAUGAUUAUUUUGCAGUUAUCUGAGACACCAAACUUAUCAUCUUUUACCAGACUUUCCAAUGUUUCUGAAAGACCAAAUAGAACCUAUUAAUCUAUUGUAUUUAGUUUAUGAUGCAUCUGCUUUUCCUUCCAGUUGAGCCUUCAAAUUUAUUUAACAUUGUUUUGAACUUUUAUCUAACAAAUUGAGUUAGACAUAUAUUUUGGAUCAGCCCCUAAACAUAACAAAAAAAUCUACUCUUUCUAAUCACCAGUAUAAAGUUGUUUCCUAAAGUUGUGGAUUUACCAAAUUUUCAUGUAUUUUAAAAUUUUUAUACUCUUAUUCUUAAAACAUAGGUUUCAAAGAUGACAGGUUUCUUUUAUUAUCAAAUUAUGGUAUGUAUUUGCAAGUUAUUGGUGUCUCAUUUACAACUGCAUUUACAACUGUCUCACAGUAAUACCAGCAUUUUGAUUUAAUAGGUCAUUGUCUUCCUCUUAUAGCAUGUUUCACUUUGUUGAAUAAAUCAUGUACCCAGUGUGAACUCUGUUAUUCUUUCUUUCAAAUAUGGAUAACUCUGUAAACAGUCUUGAUUUUUUGUAUCAUGAGACAGAGUGCCUAAAAGAAAUCAUUGCAUCUGGAGCGCUGCUUGGAUCUAUCUCGACAACAUUUAGUGAAUUUCUUGUAAACCACUUUGAGAUAUUUUGUUUUGGAAAUUCAUACAAUUUUCCCAACAUUGUGCUCUACUGACAGGAUGCCGUUUUAAAUUUUAUGCCAUCAGUUAUUUAUUCUUGUUUAUUCAAAUGACUGCAAUAACAAUGAUUCAUUCAUUAAUGUUAAGGUUAAUACAUCGAUGAUCUUGUUUAAACAAUGUUUCUUCUGCAACUGGCUACUCCUCUUAUAUUAAUGCAUACACUUUUGUAAAGAAGUAUAUUUUUAUGAAAAAAAACUUUGUAAAAGUAUGAUGUAAAUUUUCAGUGCAAUGUAAACAAAAUAAA
Messenger RNA from Hipposideros armiger (great roundleaf bat), 8364 nucleotides. RefSeq names its product CUB and Sushi multiple domains 3 (gene CSMD3). The annotation marks the transcript as partial. The transcript has 44 exons. The record is from RefSeq and is a predicted model, not a curated record. NCBI's taxonomy places the organism in Eukaryota, Metazoa, Chordata, Mammalia, Chiroptera, Hipposideridae.